Electrophorus electricus (electric eel) is the source of this 1191-nucleotide messenger RNA. Its product is annotated as zona pellucida-like domain-containing protein 1. NCBI's taxonomy places the organism in Eukaryota, Metazoa, Chordata, Actinopteri, Gymnotiformes, Gymnotidae. The record is from RefSeq and is a predicted model, not a curated record.
AUGUGGCUGCUUCUCCUUUUGUAUCAGCUUGGCCUGCUUCUCCACGGGCAGGCCCAGAAUCCCUGCAACACUCACCCGACGUUCAGGAAGCAAGCCCACUCAGAUAUCACUGUCACCUGUGGGACCGAAACACUGGAGCUGCGUGUUUUAAUGUGCCCUGUGUACUUUGGUGGAUAUAAUGAAUCGAUGUUGGUUCUGAAUGGUGUUCAAGACAAACCGGAAUGCACGGGAACUCCGGACUGGACUUCAGACCCUCCGAUCCUCCUGUUCCGUUUCUCUAUCACCCAUCAGGGUGUCUCUGCCUGUUCCAACAAAAUAAAGACCACACAGGAAGUUGGCACAGGGGUUUUUGCUGACUAUUCCAGUGUGCAGUUUGUAAACAUCUCAGGGACAAUCAACUCUGUGGACCCGCUGGCUCAGAUCAUCACCUACCAAUCCAGCUUGCUUUACCUCUUCUCUUGCCGCUACCCUUUGCAGUAUCUGAUGAACGACACGGAGACCAGAGUAUCAGGAGGCAACAUAGCCAUUAAAGACAACAAUGGAAGCUUCGUUAGUGCUCUAAACAUGCAGCUCUACCAGGACCAAAAAUUUACCAUUCAGCUCCAGAUUCCGCCAACAGGACUCACACUAAAAACCAGAAUUUUUGUGAAGGUUCGGGCCAAGAACCUCACAUCAAGGUUAAAUGUGCUGCUGGACAGAUGCUAUGUCACUACCUCCUCCUCCUUCAUGGAUAGGACAUUCUAUGACCUUUUCAUUGGGUGUAACUGCAAUGGCAGAACUGUAAUUGGGGUCAACGGAGAUGCUCAAGAGGCUUGCUUCUCCUUUGAGGCCUUUCGCUUCAAAGAGCACCAGAACCAGAGUGUCUCCACCUUCUACUUGCACUGCACCUCCAGACUCUGCGACAGAACUGUCUGCAGUUCUCUUCACCAGAACUGCACACAGGCAGCGAGAAAAAAGCGGGAGGAUCAAGGCACAGCGGUGAGCGACAGAGCCACAGUAAGCUCUGGACCAAUCAUCACCAGGGUGGACAGCAGCGACAACGGAGUAACCAACAAGCUCCAAAACAAUGAGGCUGUGCUCACUGUGUCACUGGCUGCUGGACUACUCGGCGUUUUCUGCAUCGCACUGCCGGCUCUUUUCUUCCACAGCGGCAAAUUUACCGACUCACAGAAGCUAUUAAAUGCAUCCUGA